AUGUUGGCGGCCACAUCCGUUGGCUCCGCGCGAGGAAUUUCCACUUGCUCUUGUUUAUUUGUGAGAAUCAAGCAGACAGAAAAUGAAAUAGUCCAAAUGUUCCGUUUGGGAGCUCCGAAAGACGACGAGCCCAACUUCAGAAACCCUCUUUCGACAAGGAGAACUGCUUCCUCGAGAACGCUGGACGAGCGGUUCAUAAGAAUCUUGAAGAUAUUUAAGUGGGGCCCAGAUUCCGAGAAGGCCCUGGACGUGUUGAAACUAAAAGUCGAUCACAGAUUGGUUCGUGAGGUCUUGCAGGUUGACGUGGAAAUCAACGUGAAGCUUCAGUUCUUCAAGUGGGCCGGCAAGAGAAGGAACUUCGAGCACGAUUGCUCGACCUACAUGGCCUUAAUCCACUGCCUCGACCAAUCGGGCCUUCCAGGCGGGAUGUGGAAGGUCAUCCAAGAAAUGGUCAGAGGUCCAUGUGCAAUUGACCCGGCCCAUCUCUCGGAGAUCGUAAAACUCUUGGGCAGGGCCAAGAUGGUGAACAAAGCCCUCUCGGUUUUCUACCAAGUCAAAAACCGAAAAUGCAUGCCAACAGCUGGCACGUACAACUCCAUAAUCAUGAUGCUCAUGCAAGAAGGCCAUCACGAGAAAGUUCACGAACUGUAUAACGAGAUGUGUAGUGAAGGUAACUGCUUUCCCGAUACCGUAACUUACAGUGCCCUCAUAUCAGCAUUCGCGAAAUUGGGCCGUGACGAGUCAGCAAUUAGGCUGUUUGAGGAAAUGAAAGACAAUGAGCUCUUGUGGUCGCGUUGCGUGCUCGAUCUCUUGGCCGCUUGUGGGUUGUCUUGA
Messenger RNA from Striga hermonthica, 834 nucleotides. The record is from the annotation of a GenBank genome assembly. NCBI's taxonomy places the organism in Eukaryota, Viridiplantae, Streptophyta, Magnoliopsida, Lamiales, Orobanchaceae.